Molecule: messenger RNA, 4174 nt
Organism: Hyaena hyaena (striped hyena)
Lineage: Eukaryota; Metazoa; Chordata; Mammalia; Carnivora; Hyaenidae
Gene: SLC7A8
Product: solute carrier family 7 member 8
Exons: 11
Coding region: 728-2341 (537 amino acids)
Biological process (GO): amino acid transmembrane transport; neutral amino acid transport
Cellular component (GO): membrane
Molecular function (GO): neutral L-amino acid transmembrane transporter activity; L-amino acid transmembrane transporter activity
Source: RefSeq, a predicted model, not a curated record
GGCACUCUCCCGUAACCUAGAGAGAUGGGGCAGUCUGUGCCGUGAGGACAGAGCUUGGAAGAAAGAAAACAAGGACGAGAAAACAAACGAGACAUAAGAGGACAUCUGGAGAAAGCGGAAGGCAGAAGACAGGGAGGGGAAAACAAACCCACAGCAGGUGGAAACAAGAUCUAGAGCAAACCGGUCUGGUCCACAGUUGUUUUUCUGGAAGAGAAGAAAGUACUGAAGGAUUGCUUUUUUUCCUUUCAGUCAACGAAAACUCUUAUCUUCAUCGUAAAAGAAAAGGCUAAGGGAGGUAAAGACAAUCUUUGUUUUCUUAGGGGCACAGCUGAAUGAAACCCAGACUAGGUCUUUGAAGCGUCUAAAAUAAGCCAGUGCCUGGUACACAUUGCAGAACCAUUCUGGUCUCUGAAGAUCUACAUCCUCUUCAGGAAAAUUCCAGCCGGAGUAGCUGGUACGGUUCUAUUUUUAUAUUUUAAUAUCUAUGCCUCUUUCCCCCCACUUUUAACAACCCUUUCCUUGUUUGUAAGCACGAGUGACAAGAAAGUGUCAAUAUGGAAUAGGAAGAUUUGCAGUUUUUUCUUUUAUCUGCUUGAGUCUUUUUUAAGAGGGUAGGGGUGGUCCUUAUUUCGGAAAAGGACAUUUCAAUUUGAAAGACAGUCUCUUAAAAUAUAUUUGCACCCACACGUAUUUAGAAAGAGAGAUACCUGUCGGAGGUUGAAAUCCAAUGGGAAAGAUGGAAAAAGGAGCCAGGCACCGAAACAACACUGAAAAGAACCACCCUGGUGGGAGCAAGUCGGACACCAGCCCUGAGUCUGGUUCUGGAGGGGGUGGAGUAGCCCUGAAGAAAGAGAUUGGAUUGGUCAGUGCUUGUGGUAUCAUUGUAGGGAACAUCAUUGGCUCCGGAAUCUUCGUCUCGCCAAAAGGUGUGCUGGAGAAUGCCGGCUCUGUGGGCCUCGCUCUCAUUGUCUGGAUUGUGACUGGUCUCAUCACAGCUGUGGGAGCCCUGUGCUAUGCUGAGCUUGGUGUCACCAUCCCCAAAUCUGGAGGUGACUACUCCUAUGUCAAAGACAUCUUCGGAGGACUGGCUGGGUUCCUGAGGCUGUGGAUUGCAGUGCUGGUGAUCUACCCCACCAACCAGGCUGUCAUUGCCCUCACCUUCUCCAACUAUGUGCUGCAGCCUCUCUUCCCCACCUGCUUCCCCCCAGAGUCUGGCCUUCGACUCCUGGCUGCCAUCUGCUUAUUGCUCCUCACAUGGGUCAACUGUGCCAGUGUUCGUUGGGCCACCCGGGUUCAAGACAUUUUCACAGCUGGGAAGCUCCUGGCCCUGGCCCUGAUCAUCGUCAUGGGAAUUGUACAGAUCUGCAAGGGAGAGUAUUUCUGGCUGGAGCCAAAGAAUGCAUUUGAGAAUUUCCAAGAACCCAACAUCGGCCUCAUCGCACUGGCUUUCCUUCAAGGCUCCUUUGCCUACGGAGGCUGGAACUUUCUUAAUUACGUGACUGAGGAACUUGUUGAUCCCUACAAGAACCUUCCCAGAGCCAUCUUCAUCUCCAUCCCACUGGUCACAUUUGUGUAUGUCUUUGCCAAUGUCGCUUAUGUCACUGCAAUGUCCCCCCAGGAGCUGCUGGCAUCAAACGCAGUCGCUGUGACUUUUGGAGAGAAGCUCCUAGGGGUCAUGGCCUGGAUCAUGCCCAUUUCUGUUGCCCUGUCCACAUUUGGAGGAGUCAAUGGGUCUCUCUUCACUUCUUCCCGGCUGUUCUUUGCUGGAGCCAGAGAAGGUCACCUUCCCAGUGUGUUGGCCAUGAUCCAUGUGAAGCGCUGCACCCCAAUCCCAGCCUUACUCUUCACAUGCGUCUCAACCCUGCUGAUGCUGGUCACCAGCGAUAUGUACACGCUCAUCAACUACGUGGGCUUUAUCAACUACCUCUUCUAUGGAGUCACAAUUGCUGGACAGAUAGUUCUUCGUUGGAAGAAGCCUGACAUCCCCCGCCCUAUCAAGAUCAACCUGCUGUUCCCCAUCAUCUACUUGCUGUUCUGGGCCUUCCUGCUGAUCUUUAGCCUGUGGUCGGAGCCCGUGGUGUGUGGUACUGGCCUGGCCAUCAUGCUGACAGGAGUGCCCGUCUAUUUCCUGGGUGUUUACUGGCAACACAAGCCCAAGUGUUUCAAUAACUUCAUUGAGCUGCUAACUCUGGGGAGCCAGAAGAUGUGUGUGGUUGUGUACCCCGAGGUGGAGGGGGGCUCGGGGACAGAGGAGCUAAAUGAGGACACAGAGGAACAGCGGCAGCCCAUCUACCAACCCACUGCCAGCAAGGACAAGGACUCGGAGCAGCCCCAGCCCUAAGGACUACCAUCCCCUCUCAACUGACUCUUUCCUCCUACACCCACUUUUUACCCUCCUUCCCGGCCUAGAUCCCCCCAACACAUACACACACACACACACACACACACACACACACACACAGGCACGCACACAGGUGUGUGGAUCUGGGUGUGUGGAUCAUAGGUGUGGGUGUAAAAAACUAUAAACAAAGACACUGACACUUGUACCCAAAGAACCAGCUUCUUGCCACCAGGGCCUGUGUCUAAAACCCUGGUGAGAGUUUGCUCCAAGCAGUGGGAGGAGAGUGGAGCUGCUGGGGGUACCCUACAGGGCCUCCCCGCACCACCCUGAGGGCUCAAACCUCACUUGCCUCCUCAGGAGCCCAGUUCAGUACUGCCUUUCCUCCCCAUUCCUGAGCCCAAGAGAGGCCUCCCCUCAGAGAAAUGAAAGCAAUAGAGAGUCUGUUGGGGAGGGACAGACUCAAGCAAAUCUGUCUCUUUAAAAGUCAGCUGGAGAGACCAGUAUCCCUUGCCCUUCACUAGGGACCCAAGAAAUCAGAGAUAUGCUUCCCUCUGCCCUCUCCUCUCUCCCUCCCCGUGUACCUCCCCCCACCCCAGCUUGGGCUCCCUGGCUAGAGCAAGGUUCCUGUCAGGACACCACCUCCCUAUUGAGCUAAGGACCAAUGAGCAGGAGAACUACCCCCUCCUCCUAACCCCAAGCCAGGCCUGUGGAACAGAUUGGGAAAGGCUCAAAUUGCAGAAACCCAGCCCUGCCCCUCCUGCAUCCUGACCCCCACUCGGUGCCAAAGCUUCCUAAAGCCAGAAAGUCUUCUUGUUUUCAAUGUAGUGGACAUUUCUCUCCUGAUGGCAAAUCUGCUCAGCUCCUCUUCCCUCCCCACUCCCAUGAGAAGGAGCAGUCACUCCAUUAUCCCUGCAGCCAUACCCCCCCCCCCGCCCCCAACAUGCCUCCUGCUGGUGCCCCCAUCAUGUCCUUUUCCUCCUCUCUGGCUUGGCUCCCGGACCAACCAAUGUGAAGGCUCCUCAAGCCCUUCAGGCCUGAAACCCAAGCCAAAUCAGCCUUAAGUCACCUCCCAUCCAAGAACUGGACCUAAAAAUACUCCCUGAUUUCUAACCCUCAGGACAGACCUGGUAUGAAAAGCCUUCCUGGAAUGGAGGGCAAUUUCCCACCCACCCCCCAGAAGUGCCCAUCCCAUAAGCUGGGAGACUGUCUGGGGAGAGAGUGUCUUGUGAAGGCUAGUUCAUAUCUCCUCCUCCUCCAACUCAGAUAGCCCCCUCUCUGGUCCCACCCCUGCCUGUCUUAGACCGCCUCCAAGACAGGAUGAAAGGGCAGCAGCAGAAGGUACCCAUUUUGGAGACACAUUCUCUAUGGUAUGUGGACUUCUGGCCAUCCUGUGGGCGGACGCUGCCUUUCCCUGUACUCCAGAGGAAGGCCACCAUGUUUGCCCUGCGUCUUGCAGCCUCCCCGCCACACCUGCUGUGCUAAGGUAUAGGAUCCUUUCAUCGCAAAGCAGGAGUCCCCCUUUGCUACCUCCCUGUACCAUCUGCUUAGACUAGAACACGUGGGGAGUCGUCCUGGCUUGCUUGGCUCCACCAACUCCCCACCUGGCAUGCCUGACCCCCUACUGGUGAGCUGCCAGGUUUGGUUUGAAUUCUGGUCACUUCCAAGUGGAGGGCGGGCUAGGGCUGGCCCCUGGAGGGUCAGGGGACUGUCUUCCUGUUCUCUGUUCUCAUUCCUCCAACCUCCAUCCCUCCUUCAAUUGUUGGGGUUGAUUUGUUUGUUUGUUUCAUAAAGUGAAUGCCUUACUUUUUUGGAUAAAUAUUUUUGAAGCUGGUA